AUGGUAUCAAAACACGAGAAAUUUCGAAAGCCUUUUUUGAAGAAAUUUGACAAAAAUAUCUUUUUGCUGUGA
Caenorhabditis briggsae is the source of this 72-nucleotide messenger RNA. The transcript has a single exon. The record is from RefSeq and is a predicted model, not a curated record. The coding region runs from base 1 to 72 and encodes 23 amino acids. NCBI's taxonomy places the organism in Eukaryota, Metazoa, Nematoda, Chromadorea, Rhabditida, Rhabditidae.